Molecule: messenger RNA, 4267 nt
Organism: Salvelinus namaycush (lake trout)
Lineage: Eukaryota; Metazoa; Chordata; Actinopteri; Salmoniformes; Salmonidae
Product: nucleotide-binding oligomerization domain-containing protein 1-like
Exons: 12
Coding region: 315-3179 (954 amino acids)
Biological process (GO): regulation of apoptotic process
Molecular function (GO): protein binding
Source: RefSeq, a predicted model, not a curated record
CGGUCGCAAUUCGAGGCCAAAUUACGCGCAUCCGAGGCUGUUUUUGGUUUCACUUCCUCAAAGAACCAGUACUGUGUUCAGUGUUUUUACCCCUCCUGACAUUGUUUGAGACAAGACUAGAUUCCAAUUCUAACGGUCAUAGAGAAACGUUUUGUUAUUAUCCUGUCGUACGCUAUUUAAUGGUUUAAUAACCAAGACUGGAGUUGGUUUUUGAAGAGAGCCGUAGUUCCCGAGUUUUUCCGCCGCGGACUAAGACAGCGCGGAUAAGAACAAUGUUAUCAAAGGUUCUGACGUAAAUACAGGCAGCUGAAGCCAUGCAUAUUAUGGGCUCCAGUGCCGAGGAAGUCCGUGCUGGACUAACGGGCCAUGUGUCCACUGUCCAAAUUCUCACCUUGCACCGUGAGCUACUGGUUUCCCAAGUGAAGAGCACGCAGUGCAUUCUGGAUAACCUCCUAGAAAGUGGUUUUCUGUGUAUCGAGGAUGCAGAAAUCAUCCAGCGCGCAGCCACCAAGACAGACCAGGUGCGUAAAAUCCUGGAAUUGGUCCAAAGCAAAGGGGAGCAGGCAUGUGAAUACUUCCUAUAUAUUCUCUACAAAGUUUAUGACGCAUACAUAGACCUCCAACCAUGGCUUAAAGAGAUCAACUACCAGCCACCAGACUUCAUACGGGACAUACCAGUGAAGAACACGGACCCUAUUAGUAGGUACUGUGAGAAGCUGAGGCACGAGCUGGGCCGAGACACACGCUUCAUUGCAUCCUACACCAAGCGAGAGGAAACCCUGCUGGAGGAGCUCUAUACAGACACCCUGAUGGAGCUCCUGAAUGACCGCAAUGAGAGCCUGGGCCACCUGGAGGGUCUGGAGCAGCUCCUGGGAGAGCAGGGUGUCUUUAACCCACAGGCAGAGACGGUGCUCAUCACGGGGGACGCUGGGGUGGGCAAGUCCACCCUCCUCCAGAAGCUCCAGAGGCUGUGGUCCAAUAGGGAGCUGGAACAGACAGACGCCAUGUUCUUCUUCAAGUUCCGCUGUAGGAUGUUCAGCACAUUCAAGGAGACAGACGAGAUCUCACUCAGGGACCUGCUUUUCAAAUACAACUGCUACCCCGACCAAGAUGCGGACAAUGAGGUGUUCAGCUACAUCCUCCGCUUCCCCGAAAAGGUUCUCUUUACGUUUGACGGCUAUGAUGAGAUCCAGGCUGAUCUGGACCUGGAGAACAUGCCUGAGGUGGUUUCUCCAGAGGAGAGGACUCACCCCCUUCUGGUGCUCAUUAACCUGCUCUGUGGGAAGCUGCUUAAUGGUUCCCAGAAGGUCCUGACGGCUCGGACAGGCACCGAGGUCCAGAGCAGGGUGAUCCGGAAGAGGGUGGCGCUGCGUGGGUUCUCUCCGGCCCACCUUCAAACCUACACCAACCUGCACUUCCAAGACCAAGAGCACCGGGACUUGGUCUCAGUCCAGCUGGAUGCCAGCCCCCACCUCUGUGGCCUCUGCUCCAUCCCACUCUUCUGCUGGAUCGUCUUCAAGAGCUUUAAACACCUGCGCUCAGUCUACGACGACUUUGAGCUGCCAGAGGAUUGCAUGACCCUCACUAACAUAUUCCUUCUGCUGUCUGAAAUCUUCUUCAGCCGGGGGGCCGCUCCCCCACCGGGCCUCCUGAAGAGAAACACCAGGUGCCCCGCUGAUACCUUCAGGGCAGGGCUGAGGCCGCUGACAGCCUUCUCCAAGCUGGCUCUGCUGGGCAUGGAGAGAGGAGGCUUUGUGUUCGACCAGGAGGAGGUGGCCUCCUGUGGCCUGACUGAGGCCGACCUUCAGGUGGGUUUCCUCCGACCGGUCAGCCGCUACGAUGCCUGUGGAAACCCUUCUACGUUUGAGUUCUUUCACCUCACCCUGCAGUCCUUCUUGGCUGCAUUCUCCCUGGUUCUGGACGAACAUGCCAGCGUAGGCAACAUCCUCAAGUUCUUCACCGAGUGCAGCAGGAGGGACAACACAUCUUGUUUAUCAUUUGUCUUUCCCUGCAUCGGUGGCUCCUCCAAACCCAGGGGAAAGGACCCGUUCAAGACCAACGAGCAUCUCCAGUACGCCAACCUCUUCCUGUGUGGACUGCUGUCUAAGACCAACGCCGGCCUGCUGGAGCACAUGGUUCCUCCAGCGCUACUGAAGAGGAAGCGGGCAGUCCUCAAGUCCUACCUGUCCACCAGCGUGAGGUCCCACCUCCGUGGCCUGCCACUCCACAGCACAGAGCAGGAGGGCAGCAAGGUGCAUGUCCUUCCCAACUUCCUGUGGAUGCUGCGUUGCAUCUUCGAGACAGGAAGUAAAGAGGUGGCCCAGCUGACUGCGAAGGGCAUCACAGCUGACUACAUCAAGCUGGGCUACUGUAAUGUGUUCUCUGGCGACUGCAGUGCCCUCAACUUUGUGCUGCAGCACCGGCGGAAGAGGCUAGGGGUGGACAUGGACAACAACAACAUCAGUGACUAUGGGGUCAAGCAGCUCAGGCCUUCAUUCAGUAAGAUGACCGUGGUGAGAUUGUGUGUCAAUCAGAUCUCAGACAGCAGCGUCGAGGUACUGGCUGAGGAGCUUAUCAAACACAGAGUGGUGGAGGUUCUGGGACUUUACAAUAAUCUCAUCACGGACAUCGGAGCCAAGCUAAUCGCUCAAAUCAUUGAGGAAUGUCCUAAGUUAAGAGUUGUCAAGGUUGGCAGCAACAAGUUCACCAGUGUGGGUGGCAGGUACCUGGCCAGUGCCAUUCAGAAGAGCACAUCUAUCUUUGACGUGGGAAUGUGGGGGAACAGCAUUGGUGAUGAAGGAGCAAGAGCAUUCGCAGAGGCCCUGAGGAAUCACCCAAGUCUUACCAACCUCAGCCUCUCAGCCAAUGGCAUCACUUCAGAAGGUGGGAGGAGCUUGGCUGAAGCACUGAAAUGUAACACAAUGCUCAGAAUAUUCUGGUUGGUGCAAAAUGAGUUGUCAGAUGAUGUAGCACCAGACAUGGCAGAACUGAUCAGAUCCAACACGGGUCUAUCUCACCUCUGGUUAAUCAAUAAUCAGCUGACAGUGGAUGGAAUCAGACAGCUGUCAGAGGCUCUCUCCCACAACACAUCACUCAAAGAGAUCUGUUUGAAAGGAAACUGUCUUUCUGAAGAGGAAGAGAAGCUGUUUGAGGCUGAGGGAAGGCUACGCUUCCACUGAGGAGACAGAACUGCGCUGGAGCGUGUGUAGAUUGGUCACCUCUGUUACCGAAACUUAGAAGUUCUUUGUGUAUUUUCUUGCAUACAACAUUUUGUAAAUAUUUGAACAUACUGUAUUAGCUAGGUGAUUCUGGCAUAUGGGUAAAAGCCUUGACUACUGGCUGUAAGCGAAGGAGUGAUGCGCGUUUGGAGCAAUACUGGCUGUAUCCAAGGGUCAGCCAAUCGUUCACAUACCAACAGAAUGUAGCACGUGACUGAAGAAAAAAAAGUCGGACAGCUAACGUUAACGUUAGUAACGUUAACCUAACCAAUUCGCUAUAAUACUAACUCGUUUACGAAUCCUUGCCGUUCAAGUUAUAACGCGUUAGUUGCUUACUGGACUCUGGCAAUCUGUGUGAAAUGUUGACUAGCUAUGAACUAAUGUUUUCCCUCUACAGUAUGUGGUUCAUUUUCAGAAUGAGAGAAUUAGGUGAAAAUUAGGUGUUGCUUGUUAAACAAGUGCAAUCAGCGAUCAAGUGUAGCUGGGCCUGUCUUAAGCAGGAUGCCACUAUAGAGGUGAAAGGAACACCACACACUUUCCCUAUUUCUCACUUUUUCAGUCAGUGGAUAAAAAGGGUUAAUCCGGGUGUACUCUCUGCCUGAAAGAGAUCAAUUAUGCCAACAAAGGGUAUCAUGCUCUGCUGGCACAUUGUAGAACAGAUGUCCACAGGCAGAACGUGUACAAUUGUAAUAGUGUGCAGUGUAGCCUAAAGAUUUUGCUUAUGUUGUGUUGAAUUUGACAGUAACACUUGUGUGAGUGAGGGGGGAUUAUUAACAUUUUUACUCAGUGAACAUUAUUUUUGCAAGUGUGUAACAAUGUGCAUUUGAUCAAUGUCUACUAUAGUGGCCACUAUAAUAGUGACAAUAGAAUGCCUGUUUGUUUCAUUCUAUUUCUACUUGAAGAUGUUUUUUUUUUUAAGUGCAAUAUUUAGCUGUGUGUGUGUGAUGUCACAAGUGUUCUAUUAUAAAGGCUGUCAUGGCUAACUGCAAUAUUGUAUUGUUUUGUCCCAAGACUUGUUGUUUGCAGUAAAGUCUAGGCAACAAAUAACA